Rhipicephalus microplus (southern cattle tick) is the source of this 3514-nucleotide messenger RNA. RefSeq names its product salivary peroxidase/catechol oxidase. NCBI's taxonomy places the organism in Eukaryota, Metazoa, Arthropoda, Arachnida, Ixodida, Ixodidae. The record is from RefSeq and is a predicted model, not a curated record. Gene Ontology annotation, molecular function: peroxidase activity; heme binding. Gene Ontology annotation, biological process: response to oxidative stress.
GUCGGCCAUCGGACACUGAGUCUGUGCGACGUGCCUUCUCUGCAGCGACAACACUGCACGCCUCGACGUGCGCCCAGGAGUCCACGUCGUCGCGGCAUCCCUCCAGCGAAGGCCAGCGGGAGUGUUGUUUUCCGUGCGCGUUCUGUGGUGGCCCCCUCUGACCAACAACAGUGCGUAGCGGCCCGAAGACGUGCGAGUGACCGCGCCAAGCGGACUACCCAUCGGCACCGUCCUUAGACUGUGCCGCCGGCGUGUUACCACUGCCCUCCUGGUUGUCUUGACCGUGAGAGGAGAAGGAUCCCGUGUUGUCGACGACGAAGAGAGAAGCCGUCCACGAUGAUUCUUAGGUACAUGGUGAUGACAGCGACCACGCUGCUGUGUAUCGGCGGCACGCUGGUGUUCGAGGACUCGCGGCCGACGCCGUACAACCCAGAGUACGCACCCGACUGCGCGCUCAUCGUGACCACCACCAAGCCUCAUGCGGCCAUCAUUCAAAAGCCGUCGCUAGCGUCGGCCGCCGGCUUACAGUACCUGUCCAACUUCGUGCCUCAGCUGAAAGCGGUGACGCUGACCGAGGGCCAGCAGUGCAUCACGUUCGACGACGUGAACCAAGCGCUGCUCGAAGCCAAGGCAAAGUUCGGCGAGAGCGUACCGAACGAGAUCUACGAACUCUCCUCGGACACGCCCACGCCCGAACACGUGACCGUGCCCUCGGAGAUCAUCCUCGAUGCCUCCAGGAUACUCGCCCAGAAGUUCUCGCUGUCGUACCACGCCAUCGUGUACGGCCUGCCUCAGAUCGACACCUCGAAGACGAUGGUGAAGGACAUCUGCCCGACCUUCCUGAAGCCGGUCAAGUGUGAGCUGAGCCGUUACCGCACGCUCACCGGAAUGUGCAACAACCUCGAGAAUCCGUCCUGGGGAUCCGUACGAUCGGCCAUGGUGCGCUACCUGCCACCUGCCUACGCUGACGGCGUCGCCGAGCCCCGUGUGGCCAAGGACGGCAGCCCGCUGCCCAACGCGCGUAUGGUGAGCUUCCUGGUGCACCACGACGUGAGCGAGCACGACCGCCGGGUGCGGAACCUGCUCGUCUCCAUGGGACAGAUGUUGGACCACGACCUGACGCUGGCCGCCCCCACUCUGAACGAGGAACGCCAGGAUAUCGACUGCUGCAAGUACUCUCCCGAGGAGAGGCAUCCCAACUGCUUGGUCAUCGACGUGCCACGUGACGACCCAUUCUACAAGUUCUUCAACCGCAAAUGUCUCGAGUUCGCCAGAGUCCUCGCCGGUCUCAGGCCAUCCUGCACACUCGGUCCGCGGUCCCAGAUGAACAUCAUUUCGGCAUACAUCGAUGCCGGCUUCGUCUACGGAAGCACCCAGGAAGUCGCCAGCCGAUUGCGCGAGUUCUCCGGAGGACGCAUGAAGACCACUCCUCUGUACCGGGACUUGGGCCUCAAGGACCUGCUGCCCAUGAAGACGGUCGAGGCGGACGUUGGCUGCAUGGCGAGGCCCAGGAACCUUUACUGCUUCGACGCAGGCGACGAGCGUGUGAACGAGCAGUUGUCACUGACGGUGAUGCACACGCUGUGGCUGCGAGAGCACAACAAGAUCGCCAAGGGCCUGCAGGAAGUGAACCCACACUGGGACGACGAGACGCUCUUCCAGGAGACGCGGCACAUCCUCAUCGCCGAGGUGCAGCACCUCACGCUCACCGAGUGGCUGCCCGCCGUGCUGGGACCCGACGCGGUCAAGAAGUACGGACUUACGCCCGCACUGCACGGCUACUACGAUGGUUACAGUCCGAAGGUGAACGCUGGAAUCAGGCAAGCGUUCCAGGCCGCUGCCUUCCGUUUCGGUCACAGUUUGCUGCCCGAUAUCACAGAGAGAUACAACAAGUUCCACGAGAAGCUUGAGUCCAUCCGUCUGUCUAAGUUGCUGCGUCAGCCCUACGAUCUGUAUAAACCCGGUGUCGUCGACUCCUUCGCUCUUGGUCUUGUCGACCAGCAGUCCAACAGAAUGGACCCCGAGAUCACCACCGAGGUGACCAACCACUUGUUCGAAAUGCCCGGCGACGGCUUCGGUAUGGACUUGGUCUCACUGAACGUUCAGCGAGGUCGUGAAACCGGCAUUCCCGGCUACAACGACUUCAGAGAGUACUGCGGCCUGCCGAGGGCAAGGGACUUCUCGGACCUCAUCGGAUACUUGCCCAACAAGACCAUCCACCGAUACGCGCAAAUCUACAAGCACGUGGAUGACAUCGACCUCUGGAGUGCGGGCGUCUCCGAGUUCGGACUACCGGGCGCCGUGACGGGACCCGUAUUCGCCUGCCUCAUCGGCGAGCAGUUCGCCAACAUCAGGCGCGGAGACCGAUUCUGGUACGAGAACCCAGGAUGGCCGUCGUCCUUCACGUUAGAGCAACUUUCGGAGAUCCGGAAGAUGCGGCUGGCACGGUUCAUUUGCGACAACGCCGACGACAUGUUCGACGUUCAGUACAGCGCGCUCCUCAAGGUGGAUCCCGAGACGAACCCGAGGUUCAGCUGCAACCAGUUCGACGUCCUGCCCAGAAUGGACUUCAGCAAGUGGAAAGACACGUCGUACCUAAAGAAAUAACCGCUGACACUAACACGAUUCCACUUUUUUUAUUAUUGAAAGCGAACUGCGCGAGAAAAAAACGAACAGCGGGAAAAACCACUUGUCGCAUCCUCUGCCCCCGCACAAACACACACAUCCAACGAAACAGAAAACUGUCAGAGUUUGUCGCUGCCGCCGCAAUGCUAUGCGAUGUCACGCGUUAUCAUGCACCAUGCCGUAGAGUAGGCAUCAGCAGCCAUUACAUGUUCAGUGCCUAUCAUGUGCGGUACACACGCACCCGCUUGUAGAAGCAUUGACAGUGUUCUUAGCGUGGCAGAGAUGAUGUCAAUGUUUGUUCCCCGAUGACGUCACCAUGUAAGGGCAGGCGCUGCAAUUUAUGAAGGCAGAGGAUGCGACAUCUCGCUGCGUAGUUCUCUGUGGUGUUUAAAGAUGUCUGGAUUCAGAGCGUCUAGCGUUUUCUUGGGGAUGUACAAAGGUGACGCGAGAAUGUAUUUUGUCUCGGACUCGUGUUGCGCUGCAUGAAAAUAUCUAGAAACAUGACGUUAGAUCUUACGUUAGUAGCGCAUUUAUUUUUAGGGAGUCAUAAAGCUGUAUUAGCAGAAGCGGUGUACUUAAUGUAUCAUCUUUAAAAUACGCGCAGCUUGUAUCUUUUAAUAACGUUUUCUUUAGUGCCAUAGCGUUUUUAAAACAGAGUGGAGCAUCUUCAGAAAUGCGAACACGCCACAAUGGGUAUGCUGUGCUCGCAUCAAUCACAGCCUGUACGAGCAAUGCACCAUUGGCGUAUUAGUAUUUCUGACUGCUUCAAAAUCUUAUAAAGUAACGUGUUUAUUCUUUUUCGAUUUUUUUUACGUCGCGCAUUUAACGUCCCCGAAACUUCAGACAGGUGGCAAGUGUAUGCGAGCACACUCGCACAAGAGUAUUAGAA